This is a messenger RNA of Phasianus colchicus (ring-necked pheasant), 4744 nucleotides long. RefSeq names its product caspase 10 (gene CASP10). Gene Ontology annotation, molecular function: protein binding; cysteine-type endopeptidase activity. The record is from RefSeq and is a predicted model, not a curated record. Gene Ontology annotation, biological process: regulation of apoptotic process; proteolysis. Lineage: Eukaryota; Metazoa; Chordata; Aves; Galliformes; Phasianidae.
AUAAAUAAUGUCAAAAUAAAUGUGAUUUCAGUUAUUGCCAUUAGUAAAAUGCAUGAGCUUUGUCAGCCUUCCUUCAGCCCGAAGUACCUCUUGGAAUUAUUGGCCAGUGGAUCUCUUAGAUCUUUAGUGCUUGCUGUGGCUGCAGAGUUACCACGGUUCUGUAAAAGCGAAUUGAGAGCAUGACGGCCAGAGAACCUGUUCAUUUCACAGAGAAUUCCCCUGGCUGUGUGCUGGGCAGCAGUACGCGCACAAGGGCUCCUAUCCCGGAGGCGUGGAGUAGCACUGCGUUACGUAUAGGGGCUGCGCUGGGCAGGGCGCGCUCCCCGUCCUCCCGCCAGCAAAGGGCCGGAGGGGCGGCCGUGCGUAAAAGCUCCAUUGAAGCCGUCUUCCCCAAGCACUGAUCUCAAGUUGCACGUGUGUGAUAAACCCGGUCUCUGCUGCUCCUUUUUUUUUUUUUUUUUUUUUUUUUUUUUCCUUUUUUAAUGUAAACUUCUUUAAAAGGGGCUCGAUACCGAAAGUGAAAGUAGUAAGAGUUACUUCUCGCUCCUUAUACGGGGACUCUUGCAAGGCGGAAUAUUUUUUUUCCAGAUUAUUUAGCAAAUUUCCUGGGCUGGGGCCAGGGCGGGGAGUUCCAAAAGUCCCAAGGCCGACAGGGCGGAGGGCGCUGCCCGCACGGCUCCGCACCCUGCAGGGAGGAGAAAGGGCGGCCCGGCGCUCGGCCGAACCCUGCGGAGCAGAGCCGCCCACUAGCAGCUCGUUGCGCUGGGAGGCGCGUCCCCGGAGGCUUCAACCUGUUGGCUUUGUGCCGCUUUCCAGUCCCGUUCCGGGGAAUUCCGCCUCUCCUGCAGAGCUGGCGGCGCCUUGCUGCGGCGCUGUGACUCAGCACGUGGGGCCGCGCCUGGUGGCGGGGCACAGAGCGGGCAGCGCUGCGCACCACUCGCACAGCGGCCGCCGGGAGCGAAGACGGGCGCGAAUUUCUUUCGAAGGCAGAGAUCAUCAGUGCCAACAACAUGGAGGUUGUUGACAGCUUGCAGUUUCGUCAGCUGCUCCUGCUCAUUGAUGAAAAACUGGGGGCUGAAGAUGUAGCAGCAUUAAAAUUUCUCUGUACUGACUUGAUCCCCUUCAGAAAACUAGAACGUGUGCAGUCAGCAAUGGACAUUUUUCAGCUUCUUAUAGAUGAAGGUUAUCUGAAUGAGGAAGAUACUUUCCUGCUAGCUGAACUAUUAUACAGAAUUAAAUAUCACUCCUUGCUCAGUCUGCUUGGCUAUACUAAAGAGAAAGUGCGAGAAUGUCUGCGUGAGAAGGGAAGAGUGUCUCCGUACAGGCAGAUGCUGUAUGAAUUGUCAGAGAACAUUACCAAUGAGAUGUUGCAGGAAAUUCUAUUCCUCCUGAGAAACCAUCUUCCAAAGCGACACAGAACUAUUUCUGCUUUGGAGUUGCUGAUUUUAUUGGAAAAACAGGGUCUUUUAACUGAAAACAAUGUGCAGAUACUGGAGGAAGUCUUAAAAAAUGUUUCACCUGAUCUCCUGGAAACAGUAAACUGCUACAGAAUGGCAAAUGUAUCUCUGUCUCAGCAGGAGAAUGUUCUUCCAAUCAAGGAAUCUUCACCAUCUUAUGCUGUAGGCAUCAGAGUAUUCAAUUCCCCUCAGGAGACCUCAAUCCAAUUUGUCAGUUCCAGUAUCCAUGAUCAUUAUGUUGAAGAACCUGGGAGCCCACGGGAACAUGCUGGAAAUGUGAACUCUGUACCUGGGAGGCAAGAUAACAGAGUGCCUAAUCUUACACAAGUCUUCUCUAAAACGAACCUGCAGCUGUCUGGAGGAUUCAGUGGUGUAGAAAACGAAUCCAAGGUGUCAACUUACAAAAUGGAUGGGCCACAGAGAGGAAUUUGUCUUGUUAUUAAUAAUGUUAAAUUUGAUGGGGUUCUUCAAGAGAGAAAGGGUUCUUAUAAAGAUGCCUGGGAAUUGGAGAGAGUAUUCAAAUGGCUUGGUCUGGAUGUGAGGACUUAUACAGAUCAGACAUCUGAUCAGAUUAAAGAACUGAUGCAAGCAUGGCAGAGUUCAGAAGACCACAAGGAUAGGGACUGUUUUGUUUGUUGCAUUCUAUCUCAUGGAGAGUCAGGAGCAGUGUAUGGGAAAGAUGGGAAGCUUGUAUCAAUCCGCACUAUCAUGACCUACUUCACUGCCAAAAAAUGUCCACAGUUGACUGAAAAACCCAAACUAUUCUUUAUCCAAGCAUGCCAAGGUAAAGAGAUACAGCGUCCUGUCUGUGUUGAAACUGAUGCACGAGUUCCUAACUUCUCUUCUGUACAACAGAGCAUUUCUCCUUCUGAAAGUAUUCCUGAAGAGGCUGAUUUCCUCCUGGGCAUGGCCACAAUUGAUGGAUAUGCUUCUUUCCGACAUGUCCAAGAGGGUACUUGGUAUAUUCAGGCCUUGUGCAGCAAGCUACAAUUGUUGGUACCAAGGGGUGAAGAUAUUUUGUCCAUCCUUACAGAAGUUAAUGAAGAUGUUAGCAAGCGUGUUGACCGUUGUGGAACAAGGAAGCAGAUGCCCCAGCCAGCAUAUACCUUAAGACGACGACUUAUAUUCCCAAUACCUAGAGACCCUCCUCCUUCACAGAGACAUCAAGACUUUUAAAAUACAUCUUUUUGUCAGUAUGUCUCUUUAAAUGCCAUUCACAACACCUGUUUAAGGCAGUUACUGACUCCUGAGGAGCUAUUAGUGUCAAGGCAAGGCUUUUUUUUUCUUGCCAGAGAAAAAAAAACUGUGAAGCUGAGUUGGAAGAGAUGCAGUUAACAUAAUCAGUGUGCCAGCUAUUUCAAUCAUCUAUAUAAUCAGUGUUUUCAAGGAUGGGAGAAGCAAGUUUCUAUGAUGUUAAACAUUUUUGUACUGGCACAAACUGCAGAUGUAAAAGCCUAUUUCAGCCAGCGUAAGGAUUGCAUAUGUAGCCUUCUAUAUAUUCCUUUAUAUCUAAACUAGAAUGUUAAGUCUAGUUUAGAAUCAUCAAAUUUUAUUUUGCAUACUAAUAUGUUUAAACCUACCUCUAAAACCAUAAGCUGUGUUCACAGAGAAAGGCAAAGUUAGGAAUGAAGAAGAGAAAGUUUAAGUAGUAGGUGGAGGAGAAUUUCUUUCAUUCCUAAUUUAAAUUACUUAUAACUACUGAAAAAGCACUUGCUUUGUUCACUGGACACACUGAUACCCUCUAAUAGCUAACAUCAACCUCUCCUACAAGGAGAUGUUUCCAAGACUGAGUAUAGACAAUAUGCUACAGUAUUCCCUCUGUGAAACCUUGUUAACUCUCAUUUCCACAUGACUUCUUGUAAGAAAAGUUAGGAUGGGACAACUGAGCACUACAAAAUGAUGAUAUUCAGCAUUGUAUCUGCAUACAUUGAUCAGACUGAUUAACUGGAAACAUUAAAUUUCCUGAUUUCUUACUUUAAGAUAUAAAAUGCAUUCAUGUGGGACAGAAGGCUCUUUAUUAAGCUUCUAACAGAGUAUGUUUUAGAGUUAACCAAAAUAAUAUGAUGUUAUUUUGUUAGAGACAUUUACUAUGUGUAUCUGUGUCCUUCCUGUUUGUUACUGAGUUUAAUGUAUACUUAUUUUUAAGAACUAGGGAGUGGGGAGGGGGGAGAAAGUAAUAAUAAAAAUUUUGUACAGGGCUAAAGCUUAUCAUUGCUUCUGCUUGCCUACCUGCAGAAUACAUGUAAUGGAAUAAUUCAGAUGAAAGAGGCCUUCAAAGAUCAUCUUGUCCAACUGCCUGACUGCUUCAAGGCAAAUCAAAAGAUAAAGCAUGUAAUUGAGGGCAUUAUCAAAAUGCCUCUUAGACACUGACAGGCAUGGGGCAUCUCUAGGAAGCCCUUUCCAGUGCUUGACCACCCUUAUGGUAAAGAAAUUUUUCCUAAUAUUUGGUUUGAACCUACUCUGGCACAGAUUUCUGCCAUUCCCUUGUGUUAUAUCUUUGUUGGGCCUCAUCAGUCAAUGGGAUUUUUAGUGCUUCAGGACUUGAGCUGAAGUGAAGCUUAGUUUAUUUCAACAAGACAGUGGUGGUUAUCUAUAAUUACUAGCUGUAAAAUAGCUGAAGACUUGGGAUGAGAAAGUGAGAGAGCAUGGACUGAUGCUGCUGGAAGCAAUUUUUGCUUGCAGUAUGCACGAUUUUUGGGAGAAGAGUUUUGCAUCAUCCAAAGCAUUAAAUUGCAGACAAUCUGCCAAAACAUACUUGUUACUUUUUGUCAUUAUGAAUUGACCUACAUUCUAAGUCAAUUCAUGACUGUAUUCUAAGUCUUCUGAAUCAGUGUAGUUGCUAUGCUUGAACUUUCAUUUAUGUCACAGGUAGAAACUAUUUUCUCUGCUAGUAGAAUAUAUAACAUAAUAGAAUCACCAAGUAUCUGGCUCAAAAUUAGUGUUCAGAUUUGGUGCGCUCCUCUUUUGUAUGUUUAGGUAACAACUGAAUUUUAUCAGUACAAGCACUGACAAGAAUCUUAGAAUCAUAAGAGUGAUUUGGGUUGCAAGAGUGUGGGAAUACAAUAAACUGUUCAGAGCAGCAGCUGUGGAGCAAGAUAAACAGCAUGAGAACCAAGGACACCUAGAAGAAGAAAGAAUGUCUCACAGCUCAGAUUAGAAAGCGCCUGCAUGAACAGUUGAAGAGUGUUUGUAGAAUGCUCUGUUGACCUGUAAAGGUGGAUAGGAAAGCUAGACAAAGGGAACUUCUGAAGUGAUGUAAGAACUUGCAAUAAAUGAUUUGGAUUGUU